AUGAUGGAGCAUAUGGAUCAGAUAAGGAUUACCGAUCUUCUGGAAGUGAAUCUUCGAGCUCUGAAGACCCAGUUGGAAGUUCGCAAACAAGACGCGUGCAAGAGACAGUGGCGGAUUAUAUCUCGGAAUCAUGUCGACAACGACGACAGAACUUCAUGUUAUUCAGUAGAACGUCAAGAAAAUAUAUAUGAUGAACAAAUAGCUGCGCCUUCAAAUAAUGAAAUGUUUGCAACCGAGUCCCAGAGCGUCUCUUAUAAGCCGAACUUUGAGCAUCUUAUCAAUCGAUCUAUUUCACAUAUUAUAGAAGAGUCAUGGUCUACAUCAGUUACUGAAAUACCUGAAUUCGAUUAUGCCCUGAAUGUGGUUCGACUUUGA
Molecule: messenger RNA, 375 nt
Organism: Parnassius apollo (apollo)
Lineage: Eukaryota; Metazoa; Arthropoda; Insecta; Lepidoptera; Papilionidae
Source: the annotation of a GenBank genome assembly